AUGAGUUAUAGCUGGCGCGGCUGCCGUGUUCUGCUUGGUUCCAUGCCCUCCUUCCGACCGCAUAUUCACAGACACCCAUGCACAAUAUGCAGCAGCGCAGUGACGCAGUAUCAAGAUGCAACUGAGACAACUAGUGCGGAUAUUUGUGACGACAAAAACAUUCGCAACGAUAUUCAUUCUGCCUCCCACGUUAGUUGUUUCAAUUACCUUAGCAGCGAUAAAGCCGCGACUGCUACGCCAGCAUCGCUUCAUUUUAGAGAUCGACAGCCUUCAGGAUGGAGUGGUAGGGCACUUGGCGCCACAGUAUGCGAGAGUCGCAGGGCCGCUCUUAACGAGUGGCUCGGGAUGAUGCAGAAUGCAGCAAAAACGACACAAUCGCAACCUGAGGAUGCAUACCUUCAACAAUGUUGGCAGGCGUUCCGUGAUCCAUCACGGGCUUUAACUGAUCGUGAGAUGGAAGGUGCUAUCGAACUUCUCGACCGGCAAUGUGAGUUUCAGAAGAGUUGUACAACAAGUGACAAGUGUUUGGUGGGGGAAAGUGCAAAUUCGUUUUUGAUGCGUCUGAGAGGUGGCGAUGUCCAUUCCGUGGAUGAAGAGCGACAAUUGUCGUUUCAGCGGACGCUCCUCGAGUUUCGUGAUUUAGCCAAUACCAUAAAAUUACCCUUCUUCCUUUGCUGUGGCACGGCGCUUGCAGCUCACCGUGAGGGUUAUUUUAUUCCGCAUGAUGUUGAUAUCGACGUAGGUGUAUUCUACGAAGACCUUCAGGACUUAGGUGAUCCACAGAAGGCUGUCGUGGGUUUAUUGUCACAUGCCGCCCUUGGUGGGCGUUUUGUUCUUUUCGAUGUAUGUGGUACGGUGGAAAAAGGUCUCGAGUUGCGUUUCCUCCACAGUGAAACGCAAGUGCCAAUAGACUUGAACGUGUAUUAUCAACCGCUCCCACAGGAUGACAAAAUUGUAGCAGAGUUCGGCCCGUUUGUGUGGACGGCAACAUAUUAUGAAUCCUCUGCCGCGCGCCGUCACGGCAUGUAUCGUUACAGGCAUGCGCCAUUCCGUGCGGCCAUGAAACACAUGUCGUUCUGCGACACCAUGGCGUCUUCAUCUGAUCCUACAAAUACGGUGGGGUUUCUUGUUCCUCCGGAAUCUUACGUGGAGGAAUGUUAUGGUAAGGAUUGGCGCACCCCGCGGCGGUUCACGUAUGCAGAGGGGUUACAAAAUGGAGGCUUUGCAAAUAUCAUUGACGAGUAG
Trypanosoma brucei brucei TREU927 is the source of this 1245-nucleotide messenger RNA. RefSeq lists its product as hypothetical. The record is from RefSeq and is a predicted model, not a curated record. Lineage: Eukaryota; Euglenozoa; Kinetoplastea; Trypanosomatida; Trypanosomatidae. The coding region runs from base 1 to 1245 and encodes 414 amino acids. The transcript has a single exon.